AUGGUGUCCAGUCCAGACUGCCAGACACCGUUGGCCAAUCCAUUUGCAGCAACACCUGAUAUGGUCAUGAGUCCCAAGUAUCCUCCAUCAUACGCCUCCACGACAGGACCGUUGGGCAUGUCGUGUGAUGCCAUGCUAGGUCGUCAGCGAUCAUCAACCUUUGCUGCCGUGGGCGAGAAGCCAAUUCAACACAGCCAUUCAUCAUCAGCAAUCAGUCAGUCAAAGAUGAUGUCUGAUGUGAUCAAUGAGUUUGAGGUGAACGCAGGUAUCCAUUUGAGCAAGAGUUCAUCAUUCUCCAUGGGCAAGGUCUGGAACAAGUUCAGAAGAAUGAGUUCGUUCAAAGGUCCAUCGAGCGAGGAAGAGUUGAUAAUCAGCCUGCCGUCAUCACCGCGCCAAGUCGACCCAACCCCAUUCACCGGAGACAUCAACAUCAAGUCGCUGCUGAGUAGUUCUGCAUGUCCAAUGUCACCACCAAGGGAUUCCCCAUUGGUGACCUCUCCCGAGCUCUACAGCACAUCCAAGACUCAAUCAAGACGUGAGAGGAGCAAUACCAUCAGCCACUCACACUCCUCAUCCUCUGUUUCCGGAUCUGGUAGUGUUGAGACUCGUGGGGCAAGGUCACCAACACUCAGCCAAACAACGUCAUUGGUGCCGCCACCGGCCAAGCUCAAAGAGACAUAUGAUGGUCAACAUCUAUACGACAACCAAGUAUCAAACUCCAAGAAGAAUCGUGAGAGGACACUCGAGAGCUUUGUCGUGCCGGCUUCCAACUCCAAUCACAAGGCCAAGAAGUCUGGAUCAUCAGCCGACCUUAACAACAACAACAACAACAACAGCAGCAAGAAGUCCAAGAAGUCAUCAUCAUCUUCAUAUGGAAUGGAUGACUCUUUCAGAAUCGAUGGCAACAACUUGGGAACGAUACUCACACAGAGUCUUUGUAACAAUCCAAGCGAGUUCAUCAAAGGUCUCAUGGCAGAUACCAACCCUAGAUCACAUGUUGGCAUCCAGUUUACUUGCGAGGAAGGUGUUCCAAAGAUCAAGUCCGCCAACAUCGAGUCCCUCCUCACAGUCCUAACUCACGAACGAGGCAACAUCUUCGAUCUUGAGAUACUAUUCUUGGACACAUACCUACUAUUCACAAAUGUGGAUAUUGUUAUCCAUCACUUAUUCAACAGGUUCAAGAACAAUGGAUCACUAGUGAGACAGAAGGUGUUGAGAUUCACUCAACAUUGGGUAGACAGGAAUUGGUCAGACUUUAGUAUUGAUCAACUAAAGAGGAUACAGUCAUUCUACAAUGAUAUCGAUUUCACCAAUGAGGAUAGUUGGAGUAAUCAGCUAAAGGCCUUGGUCACAUCAAUCAAAAUGAGAAUCGAUCUUACCUAUAUCUCAGACACCAUGCCAGACAACUUCAUGGAUGUGGCACCUCUCCCGCACUUUGACUUCCAAGACAGUUUCACAUUGAUGGAUGUCAAGCCACUAGAAAUUGCAAGACAGUUAACAAUCAUAGAUCAUAGAUUGUUGAUGAAUAUAUCGAGGGAGGACUUGUUGAGAUGUGCUGGUCUGAGGUAUAAUAGAGAUGAAGGUAGACCAGUAUCCAUUACCCAAAUAACAGAGAGAUUCAAUAAUGUUAGUCGAUGGGUAUCCACCAAGGUUGUCACAUGCCAGCCAUCAGAAAGGAUUGACAUAAUAUUCAAGUUUAUCAACAUUGCCCUAAACUGUUGGGUACUAAAGAAUUUUAGUGGAACAAUGGCCAUUGUGUCUGGAUUGAAGUGUGGCGCCCUCAAUAGGUAUACCUCGGCAUGGGAACAUGUAAAUAGUUCAAAGCUUGGAAAGAGAUUGGAAGAAUUGGUGCCUCUUGCAACCUAUCCAAACAAAUUGCGAAAGAUCAUUGAUAAGGUUGAUCAACCUGCCGUUCCAAACUUGCACGCCUACUUGAAUCAUUUGGCCAUCAUCACGGAAGGAAACGCAUCUACAAUCAACGACGAUCAGAUCCAUCUGGCGCGAUACGAGAUGAUUGGUAGGAUAUUCAACAAAUUGAAUCAGUUCCAGUCCAGCUCCUAUGUGUUGGUGCCAGUGGGAGUGUUGCAAGACAGUCUGGAGAGCCUGCCACUGAUGACUGACAACGAGCUGUAUGAGGCUGCCAAGUUAGAGACCUGUCAAGAGAAUGAAAGGUCAUUGUUGUUGGCAUCGAUGACGUCACAGGCACAACAACAUCAACAACAGUACUUCCUUCAUAAAAUAAAGGAAAGAAGUAAGUGA
Molecule: messenger RNA, 2259 nt
Organism: Acytostelium subglobosum LB1
Lineage: Eukaryota; Evosea; Eumycetozoa; Acytosteliales; Acytosteliaceae
Exons: 4
Coding region: 1-2259 (752 amino acids)
Biological process (GO): positive regulation of GTPase activity; Ras protein signal transduction
Cellular component (GO): plasma membrane
Molecular function (GO): guanyl-nucleotide exchange factor activity
Source: RefSeq, a predicted model, not a curated record